GGCGCAUGCUCACUUGGACUCUAGCGCCUUUGUGUGGAGUACUGCGGAGCUACCGCCGUUAAUAAAUACACACAGGCGUCACACACGGAAAGGUUGCCAAACAGCUAAUCAUGGUGAAUGUAAAGAAGCGGAAAGGUCGGGUCGUUAUUGAUUCCGACUCAGAGGAUAGCGCAAGUGAUGAUAAUCUGGAUCAGGAACUACUUUCCUUGGCCAAGCGAAAGAGGGUAGACACAGAUGAACAGGAGGAACCUGUCAGCAAGCCUGCCGCCUCGACCGACUCUGAGACCUCAGAUAGCGACGAUGAGUGGACCGUCGGAGGCACCAAGGCGAAAAAGAAAGUCAAACCGGGCAAAGGAACGGAAAAGAAGAGCGCCGCCAAAAAGAAGGUGAACAAGGCGGCAACGUCCGGCAGCUCUGAUGGCAACAGCUCUGCAGAGAGUUCAGCACCAGAGGAAGGAGAGGUGUCUGACUCAGAUAGCAACAGUUCAUCCUCCAGCUCAGACUCAGACUCGUCUUCAGAGGACGAAGAGUUCCGCGAUGGCUACGGGGACGACUUGAUGGGAGAUGAGGAGGACCGGGCAAGACUGGAGCAGAUGACGGAAAAGGAGCGUGAGCAGGAACUCUUCAACCGUAUCGAGAAACGAGAGGUGCUGAAGAGGAGGUUUGAAAUCAAGCAGAAACUGAAGAAGGCCAAGAAGAAAGAAAAAGAAGAGAAAAAGAAAAAACAGGAGGAAGAGCAGGAGAAGAAGAAACAGGACAGGUCUCAGUCUCAGGACUCUCAGGUGGUAAUGUCCCACAAUAAAGAGCGAAGGUCUAAACGAGAUGAGAAGCUGGACAAGAAGUCCCAGGCCAUGGAAGAGCUCAGGGCCGAGAGAGAGAAGAAAAAGAACAGGACAGCUGAGCUCCUGGCCAAACGGCAGCCUCUCAAGACCAGCGAGGUCUACUCCGACGAUGAGGAGGAAGAGGAAGAGGAAGACGACAAGUCAUCUGUGAAGAGUGACCGCAGCUCACAUUCUUCAUCAUAUAGCGAGGAAGAUGAGAAAGAAGAAUCGACACCCAAGUCCCAACCCGUGUCCCUCCCUGAAGAGCUGCAUCGUAUCCGUCUGUCUCGACACAAGCUGGAGCGCUGGUGCCACAUGCCCUUCUUUGCAAAAACCGUGACCGGCUGCUUCGUACGAAUAGGCAUCGGCAACAGCAGCAGCAAACCUGUAUACAGGGUUGCUGAAAUUGUUGAUGUGGUUGAAACGGCAAAGGUCUAUCAGCUGGGUACAACAAGAACAAAUAAAGGCCUGCAACUACGUCACGGCAACGACACGCGGGUCUUUCGGCUCGAGUUUGUUUCCAAUCAAGAGUUCACAGAAAGCGAGUUCCUCAAAUGGAAAGAAGCGAUGAUCAUCGCAAGUAUGCAAGUCCCAACUCUGGAUGAGAUUGCCAAAAAGGAGCAGUCCAUCAAAGAAGCACAGAACCACAAAUUCAAUGAUAAAGACAUUGAAGAUAUAGUGAAAGAGAAGGACAGAUUCCGGAAGGCUCCAUCAAACUAUGCCAUGAAGAAAACACAACUCAUGAAAGAGAAGGCUAUGGCAGAAGAGAGUGGGGAGGGGGAGAAGGCUAAAUCGAUCCAAGACCAGAUGAACACGCUGGAGGAGAGGGCUGAGGCCCUUGACAGGCAGAGGACCAAAAACAUCUCUGCCAUCAGCUAUAUUAAUCAGAGGAAUCGGAGUUGGAAUAUUGUGGAGUCUGAGAAAGCUCUAGUGGCUGAAGGCCAGAACAACAAGGACCAGCAGAUGGACCCUUUCACAAGGAGGCAGUGCCAGCCCACCAUGGUGUCCAACGCCAGAGACCCCACAGUUCAUGCCGCCAUCAUCGCACAUCUGAACCAGAAGUAUGGUUCCGGUUCAGCAGCUGAUGAGAACGCCCUAGACAGGAACUUACAGGGACUGCCCAGCCUGAAAGACAAAGAUAUCACCAAGGGAACAAGCGACCUCUCAGAAGACCUCUUCAAAGUCCACGAUUUUGACGUGAAGAUCGACCUUCAGGUCCCCACCGCAGAGACCAAGUCUCUGUCGGUAAGCUCCAACGCUCUGCCGGCAAAGGAUGGAGCCCCGCGCCGGUCGCUCAACCUAGAGGACUACAAGAAGAGGCGGGGACUCAUCUAAAGCCCCCACUCCCACCCCCUGCUUCCUCAUUCACCUUGCAUGUGUUAGCCAUAGGAGCUGGGGCACUAAGGCGAAGGAUACCCCUGUGUGAGUGUGUGUGUGUGUGUGUGCGAGCGAGCGUGCCCACUUCUGCAUACAUACAAAUGAAUGGUUUGUGUGAUUGAAAUUAAGAGUAUGUGUCUGGAUGUAUGUUCUUUAUGUGAGAGAAACUUAAACAGCUAAGAGUAUGACUGCGUGCGUGUGUGUGUCUGCGUGCAUAGAAGGAGACUGUAUGCUCUGUGUGUGUGCGUGCGUGUGUGCAUAAAAGGAGACUGUGUACUAUGUGAGUGUGUGUGUGUGUGAGAGAGGGUGAAAAGAAUGUGUGAGCAUUUCAUGGGAGAAACAGUUCAAAGUAUUGAGGGUGUAUGUGAGUGUGGAUGUUCAUGAAAUCAGUUUUCAGAGUGUGUGACUCUGCGUGCAAGCAAUUGUUCAGCCCAAAAGUGAGAGGAUAUAUUAAAUGAAAAAAUUGAAAAUGAUAAAUGUCCUUUUAAUGGGAUUACUCUAGGGGAAAAGGCUGUCCACUGUUUAUUUGCGUUGUGUGCAGAGUCGUACUUGGAAUUGUGUUUUUUUUUUUUUCCGUAGUUAUUUUUUCCCUUUUUUUUUGGAACCGUAUAUAUAUAUAUAUAAAAUAUAUUAAUUAUUUUUUUCCUCAUUGGCAUUCUCAUAGGUUCAUAUCUUUUUAUAUCCUGUCCACUUUGAGAGGGGCUUUGUGCUUGUGCAUUCAUUUUAGGAGAAGGACAUGCUCAUAAGACUUUGGCUCUUCUUUGACACCCAAAACACCUGACCUGGAAUGAAUGUUCUUUUUUGUAAUUUAACCUCAGUGUAUAUUUUUUUCCCCCAUCCCACUUUGAAAGAGUAACAUGCGGUUACCUUUGGGGAAGGGAAACUGAAAAAGAAUAUGGGACUAUGUCUCUUUUUUUCCCAUCGGUAUAAUGAAAAACUGUACCAAUAAAACUUCUUUGGGGUACUGAAAAUUGUUUCCCUUUUUUAGAAAAAAAAAAAAAAAAGAUAAUCCUGUGUCUCCAUUUUCAUGCCCUCAUUUCUUUCUCACACACAGGGCAGGUUUUAAGUGUUAUGGAUUGUGUCCUUAGGUCUUGUGUUGAUGUGGCAUGCCAUGUAAAUAUGCGAUUUGGAGUGAGUGCAACAGAAUAAAGAGGCACUGUUUCGUA
Clupea harengus (Atlantic herring) is the source of this 3364-nucleotide messenger RNA. RefSeq names its product RTF1 homolog, Paf1/RNA polymerase II complex component (gene rtf1). The record is from RefSeq and is a predicted model, not a curated record. Lineage: Eukaryota; Metazoa; Chordata; Actinopteri; Clupeiformes; Clupeidae. Gene Ontology annotation, cellular component: Cdc73/Paf1 complex. Gene Ontology annotation, molecular function: DNA binding; RNA polymerase II C-terminal domain phosphoserine binding.